Molecule: messenger RNA, 1328 nt
Organism: Dendronephthya gigantea
Lineage: Eukaryota; Metazoa; Cnidaria; Anthozoa; Malacalcyonacea; Nephtheidae
Exons: 8
Coding region: 93-1328 (411 amino acids)
Source: RefSeq, a predicted model, not a curated record
UUUUAUUUUUCAAUAACAUUGAGAAUAUGGUAAUUGGUAUCCCUAUAUUAAAUUGAUCUUCGUUUCGUAUGUAGAUUGAAAGUGUUUUAACAAUGUUUUGUGUGGCUGGCAACAAAACUUACUAUGGGAAAAAAUUUUCCAUGUUUGGGGAUUUCUCGCUCAAAAUAUUUGGGAAGCUAAAGCUGAAAGAAGAAGAAAAUUCUGCUGGGCAUUGGGUUUGCUGUUGUGGUUCAGCCUCCGAAGAUGAGGAAACUACGAUCAGACUUAUCGUAUUGAACGUCAAUUGUUUCGACUCGAAGCAACGUUUCAUUGACUCAUUAAGAGCUGCUUAUGGAGAAGGAACGUUCUUAUUGGGGCCUCACAUGACGUCAGCUAUCGUUCAUUCGUACGCCUGCUACCUGAAAGAAGACUUCUCCCAACAGGAGAACAAAAGGGUUUUCCAUGAAACGCGUUUCAUGGGAUACCAAGGGAAUAACUACUGGAUUAUUUCCAAUGAUGUGCAUAUUGAGAAUGGUAAAGUGUUAGAUCCAAUUGAUCAUAAGUAUCUAAUAUUGGACAAGUCUUUAAAAAACCACCAAUUGCAAAUUAACGAAAGCUUACUGAACCAUUACGCAAAGUUGAAUCGUUCUGUUGCAAGGUUCAUACUACUUUCGCAAUGCUUGGGCCCUAAUAUGGACUCAUUUUUGCUGGCAACAGCAUUCACUGUGGCUCGGUUGCUGAGGAAUGCUCUCAAUCCUGAAGAUGUUUGGGGAGAGAGUUCUAUUGGCAUGAUAUUCUCCGAAGAAAGGAGCAUAGGGAAAUCGGAGAGUCUAAAUCUCCUUGCUCGGGGUGUUGGAAUUCCCAAUCGAUCGCACGUAAUGUUACUAAGUGGUGGAGACUCCCAGACAUGUGGGACAUCUACAAAGAAAAUGCAAGAGAUAGCAUCGAGAACGACUGGGGUCAUAAUGAUUGAUGACCCUAAACCCAAUGUUAACUUCAGCGAGUUUCUGCUGCAAGCACAAGGGCGACUGAUGUCUGGAUCAAAUAAGGAGGGGAUGACAUCCAUCAAGGCCGCCACGUUAAUAUCGACGAAUUCUCCCGAAGUUUCCCGAUUAGUAGGGAGAGUUAUUAGGUUUAAUUACGUCGGCUGGAACGAGGAACGGAAUGAACAAGCCAAGUUUAACGACAAGCAACUGAAGGUUAUGCGAGAGUUCAUGCAAGAAAACAAGGGUAUUUUGCUUGUCUGGGCAAUUAAAUACCUGGAGUUAUGGGCUGAGGUUUUUGAACAUGCGCGUGAAAUUGUCGAAGAGGUCAGGUCGUCCAAGCGAUCUUCGAUGAAAACGACCUGA